Vollenhovia emeryi is the source of this 6104-nucleotide messenger RNA. It is a transcript of the gene Dora, whose product is annotated as zinc finger SWIM domain-containing protein 8. The transcript has 19 exons. NCBI's taxonomy places the organism in Eukaryota, Metazoa, Arthropoda, Insecta, Hymenoptera, Formicidae. The coding region runs from base 105 to 5249 and encodes 1714 amino acids. The record is from RefSeq and is a predicted model, not a curated record. Gene Ontology annotation, molecular function: zinc ion binding. Gene Ontology annotation, cellular component: Cul2-RING ubiquitin ligase complex.
CCGGUUGAAUCUACCAGAUUUCUAAUUUAUGCAGCCAGAUUUUUCCUUUCAAUGUGCUUAACAGUGUAUCAACGGUAUAAAAAAAUGGUUUUGUAGACUUUGAUAUGUUUCUUGACAUUAAUCCUCGUCGCUAUCGUCACUCGAUUUGCCAUUUUGUUACAGAUGGACAGCAAACGGUGCCGACGCUCUGCGAACUUUCCGCACGAUGCGUCGCGUCUCAUAUUCCCUUCGAGCUGGUGGAGCACUUCUAUCCUCCUGUACCCGAGCAGCUUCAGCUGAGAAUAGCCUUCUGGAGCUUUCCCGAUAACGAAGAAGACAUACGGCUUUAUUCGUGUCUCGCGAACGGUAGCGCCGACGAAUUCCUUCGUGGCGAACAUCUCUUUCGCGCAAAGACCGUUAAGGAACCUCUACAAAUCGGAUUUCAUCUGAGUGCCAGCGUAAAUCCGCAAACAAACGGGGUUAGAGCACAGUUCAACGUCGCUGUAACCUUUGAUCGGCGCAGGAUUACAUCAUGUAAUUGCACCUGCUCCUCAACGGCCUAUUGGUGCGCGCACGUGGUAGCCGUUUGUCUGCACAGAAUACACAUGCCAACGCAAGUAUGUCUGAGGGCGCCGGUUAGCGAAUCCCUGUCACGAUUGCAUCGGGAACAGCUCCAGAAGUUCGCUCAAUAUCUCAUCAGUGAAUUACCUCAGCAGAUUUUACCCACUGCCCAACGGUUGCUGGACGAGUUGCUCUCAAGCCAGCCAAGCGCUAUUAACAGUUAUUGCGGAGCUCCAGACCCGACCGCUGGAGCUUCAGCUUAUGAUCAGACCUCCUGGUACUUAGACGAGAAGACGUUACACGAUAACAUUAAGAAGAUUCUUAUCAAGUUUUGCGUGCCGGCUCCCAUAGUCUUCAGCGAUGUUAAUUAUUUGAGCACCACCGCGCCACCAGCCGCUUCCGAAUGGGCGUCAUUGCUGCGACCGUUGAGAGGCCGCGAGCCGGAGGGCAUGUGGAAUCUCCUUUCUAUCGUGCGCGAAAUGUUCAAGAGAAAUGACCGCAACGCCAUACCUCUGCUGGAGAUCAUCACGGAAGAGUGUAUGGCUUGCGAGCAGAUUCUUGUUUGGUGGUUCAACACCAAGGUCGCAUUACUGAACGGCACUGGAUAUGGCAGCAAGCAUAAUAUGAACAGCAAUGUGCACGCCUCUCAACACGCGUGCUCAUCUCUGUGCGACGAGAUCGUGGUUCUCUGGCGAUUGGCCGCUCUAAAUCCUGGUCUAUCGCCAUCAGAACGCGAGAUGUUGCAUGCUCAAUUUAUGGCUUGGCACUUGAAGAUCAUAGAUAAAGUUGCCAAGUGCCGUGGCAGUUCUGUGCCGCACAAUUCGCACAAUAGAAGCAACAGUUCACAGAAGGAUUCUCUGAAACAUGAUCUCGCAGUCUUUACCGGAUUUAAGUCGGCGCUCGAAGCUUGCUACCUUGAUUGGGAUGAAUACAUCUUGCCGGGAAUCACGUAUACCGCCGAGAACAAUCCUAUGUAUCACUGUCCCUUUACAUGUUUUCGGCAUGCCGGAGAUACAAGGACGGAGGUCAACCAGGUAAAUUCCAGUUCUGCGGUAUUGAAUUAUCAACCGCCAAUUUCGCAUCAUCAUGGUCGACGGUCUUUAAAUGGCAUUGUCGAGUUCAGUUACUUAGACAGACGACGGCUGAAUCCGCGUGAAUUCCCAUUGUGUUCGCGAAGCGGAGGCGGUGAUGGAAAUCGUAGCAGCGUUAGCUCCGAAGGUUUCUGUGAGAAUGACACCGACAUUCCUGAUAUAUCUGAAUCUCAGGCUGUUCUUAGACGAAUUUGUGCUCAACUAAAUAAUUGCGGCGAUACCGAUUCGCAGGAAGGGGCUGGUAGCGAGUCAUCUUCCAACGUUAGUAUGAAGAACGCUCAAGGCUCGGACAAGGCUCGCUCAAACGCCUCAUCCGAGACACAUAGUGAUAGUAGUGAUAGUAGUAAUAACAAACCUGCUUGCGAGAACUCGAAGCGCAGUAGGACGAAUAUUGCGGAGUGCCGUGAUAAAUCGCGCGCGGUUGUGCCCAAAGGGGUCAGUGUUAAGAACGAACAAGAGUCCGAUCACGAGAAGGAAGCUGGGAGGCCAUUCAAAGACGAGAGCUCCUCAUCUAGCAGCGAUAGUCCUUCCGGUGACGAGUACAAUGUCUACUAUUACGAUCCAAAAGCUGUGACCAAUAAUAGUGGCCUGCCGAGUAAAUAUGCUAAAAGCAAUAUGCAUACCUCCACCACUCAGGAUGCCAGUGUAGUUCUAAAUAAUUUAAAGAAAACGGAAGACCCCUGGGACAUAUUAUUUGCGCGGGCGGAGGGACUUUAUGCUCAUGGUCAUACGAGAGAGGCCUGUAUUAUUGGAAUACAGCUGGCCGAGGAACUUUUGGCCAAUCCUCCCGAUCUUAUGAUCGAGGGGCCGCCAGUGCCGGUAAAGAACAAACGAAAGAGGCAACAUGUAAAUCCAGCGUCUCACCAGGUAACAUGCCUUGCGUCAGCAACUUUAGCGAAAUGUGGAUUCCUGUGCACCGUACUCGCUGAGAAUCCGGAGUAUCACAAUUUGGCGUUUCGCGUGGGUCUUUUUGGCUUAGAAAUGGCUAGACCACCGGCAAACACAAAACCUUUAGAAGUCAAACUGGCUCAUCAAGAAAGCGAAUUGGUAGGUUUACUGAAAAGAAUUCCCUUGGGACCGACUGAAUUAGCUAUGAUAAAACAGAGGGCCGAGCAAUUAAGAGAUGGAGUUAUGAAAUCAAGAGGACACGCGCUCUUACCUAUCAUGUUGGCUAGUUUCAUAUAUGACGCACUCGAUGUACCAAGUAUGAAAUAUUCUCUUAGUAAUAUGCAUCUUAAACCUUCCAUGAAUAAAUGUCUGAUUGAAUUGUAUUUAUAUAUGGAGACGGAAAUAUUUCUUUGUCAAACAGAGAAUAGAAAUAUGAAAUAUUUCACAGGAGUGAAACUACCUGCAGAGAUCGAUCUGAAUCUUGGAUUUGAUGCCGCUGUAGCUGUUUUGGGAUUGAAGGCGAAUGUUAGUGAAGCGGAUCAUCCACUUCUUUGUGAAGGAACUCGCAGACAGAGAGGAGAUUUGGCUAUUACUUUGCUCGUACAUUACAAAGAUGAUCCUGUAAAAUUAGCCAGAAUAAUGGAUAAAUUGCUGGAUCGAGAUGUUCAUCAACUUAUCAAGUCACCUAUUCUCAGCAGUUAUUACACUUCAAAUCCUCCUACAAAGAGUGAAAUGGCCCGAUUUGUUCACGAUGAAGAACGUUCGUCUCCUUUAGCUGGAACUGAUAAUGGCGGUGAAAAUAUCAUUGGCGCAAACAGCAGACCUCAUAGUAGUACAAGCGCAGAACUAGAAAGUGGUAUAAGUGCAUUAAAUAUACAACCACAAAUUGUGCAGCCACCCGUGUCUAUUAGAACUAAAGAAACACGAUAUAAAAGCAAAAGACUCUAUCCGUCUAUUCCGAAUCAACCAUCAGAAGCGAGCGCACACUUCAUGUGCGAAUUAGCGAAGACUGUCUUAUCGAAGGCUGGUGGUACCAGUUCAACUUCGUUAUUCACUCAACCAUCCACUAGUCAAAAUCAUCAUGGUCCUCAUAGAGCACUUCAUAUGUGUGCUUUCCAACUUGGCUUAUAUGCCCUUGGUCUCCAUAACUGCGUUAGCCCGAAUUGGCUGAGUCGUACAUAUUCAAGUCACGUGUCCUGGAUAACCGGCCAAGCAAUGGAGAUCGGAGCUCCAGCAAUUUGGUUCCUCAUUGACAGUUGGGAAGGACAUUUGACACCGCCGGAAGCUGUUAGUAUAGCUGAUAAAUCUUCGAGAGGCAGCGAUCCGAAUAUGGUUAGAGCAGCAGCGGAACUUGCUUUAUCUUGUCUACCGCAUGCACAUGCGCUUAACCCUAAUGAAAUUCAGAGAGCUAUAUCUCAGUGUAAAGAACAGAGCGAAGCCAUGUUGGAGAAAGCUUGUGUCACAGUGGAGCACACUGCAAAAGGAGGUGGAGUUUAUCCAGAAGUGCUUUUCCAAGUGGCAAAAUAUUGGUACGAGUUAUAUCUUCGGCAAACUCCCGGUGGUGAUCAGCAGGAUGAGAUUCCUCAUGAUCCUUUACAAUUGGACCUUAAUGGGAUAUUGCUGGUUGACCCAGGACCUUCUGUUGAUUUGUCGAAUACUCAAAUGAUGCCCGGACCAGCGCAGACUGUUGUUGUUACCAGCACACAACCACCUCCCCAGCACUAUACUCAUCCAACGAUCACGACUCUGGCGCCUUUAGGAGUUGGCAUGCCGUAUGCCGUAAGCCCGUAUAGCUUUGUACAUCCUCAUCAUUCUAUUGCGACGUUCAGCGGUCCGAUGCCCUCGCACAGAGUUACUCUACCACCUGCACCGCACAUGCAAAUGUAUCAUCCGUUUCCACAUCAUCCUGGACACCCCCAACAUACACCGCACCCACAUCAUCCAUCUCCGGCUGCUCCACCCCCGCCUGGACCAUAUUACACACCGCAACCUCCGCCGACACCGGGAACGCGUCAUUUAUACACGAUGCAACAACCUAUACCGGUCCAAGCAGGAGUAGCGGGUCCUCUUCCUGGACAAAAUAGCUUAUCUGGACCCUCAUUAGUCCAGACUCAAUCUAUAAUAUCGACUGUGAGAGCUCAACCUCAGGUUCAUAGACAAAAUCACACUUUUAAUCAGCAACAAUUACGGACUCUCAUCGCUGCAUACCGUGUAGGUAUGCUAGCGUUAGAUACUUUAGCACGCAGAGUACAUGACGAUCGGCCUCAAGCCAAAUAUGCGCGGAAUCCGCCCUACGGCGAAGAUGUUAAGUUCUUGCUCAGAGUUGCAAAACGGCUUGGUACGCAGUAUAUGCAUCAACUCUGCAUCUGUGCUGUAAAUAGCAUAGUGAGCCCUUUUGUCCUUCAUCACGUUGCUCUGGAAGCAGCUCAGUAUCUCGCUAGGAACAAUCCAGCGCUCAUCGUACAACACUUGAGAUCUGCCUUGGCUCCGCUAGUACACAAAUGCCAACAGAUGUACAUUCAGUGUAUGCAUCAAAAACUAUAUCAUUUAACAGCUGGCGACUAUGAAGAGUUUGCCAGUAUUGUUUGCGCAGCAAGGGCUGCUUUCCAAAUUAAUCCUGAAGGAAAUACUCAAUUUAAAGAGUGGUUACAAUCGAUCAAAAGAUCUCAAUCCUGUAAUAAAGACCUGUGGGCACAGAUCAAUGCGGCAUUACAGCAGACCGGCAAAUGACACAGGACGGAGCCAGGCGUGACGUGGCUCACUUCCCUUCCUCCUCACCCUCAACCAUCCCUGCCGCCUCCACCACCGACAACAACUCUCGUAUUACAGCAUCAACAUCCCUGUCACCCCCAUCCACAGAGCGUCGUAUGCGUUCACGGGCUGGCUACAGUCAAUAAGCUCGCUUGGGAUAAAAUCUCUAUACCAUGCAUUAUUGAGGAACCAGCGGCGCAUCAGCUGCCGCCACCUCCUCAACAUCAGAUAACCGGGCUACCGGGACCAUCUGCAUGGCAAGAACCAAUCGACAGCCGUGGUUCUCAGGGGAUCAAUAACAGAGACGAACGAGAUUUAUCUCAAGUUUAGUUAAUGUAUCUAGAAACGCGUGAGUAGUUGAUAACGAUCAAGAUGAUCAAGAUGAUCAGUUGAAGAAGAUAUAUAUGAGUUAGAUUAGGUUUAAUAUGAAUAAGUGAAAACAGCUUAAUGUAUAAGCUUGUGUGUUAAGUUUUACAUGUAUGCAUUAUUGCUCGCAAGAUAAGAUUUACAUAGAAAUGAUGAAACAUUCAGUGCGCUAUUUUUAUGUAAUAUCUUCUGCAUAAAGUGAUAUGUGUAUAUUACAUUAACGGCCAUGAAUCAAAAUUCAUGUUCAGACUCUGACAAUGAGUCAUAUCGGACGUGCGCGAGCGAGUCAUAAAGUAUAGCAGUUCUUUAUGUUAAGAUAAAUUUAUUCUGAGUAAAUGAAUAAGCUUAUUAUAUCUAGAUUUUGUAUUUUCUUUUCUUAUGGAUAAUUGCAGUAUAUGAUUGCCAUCGCCAAUUUUUACAAAAUUUCAUAUUUUAUACGUUUGAAAACAUUAAAUUUGUUGAAAAAAA